AUGAAGAUCACGGUGCACUCGUCCAAAGCCGUCACUCCCGACUACGCCGGCUGCGGCGUCGCUCCGGGCAGCACGGCCGACGUCGUCCCUCUCACCGUGCUCGACAAGGCCAACUUCGACACCUACAUCUCCGUCAUCUACGCCUUCCGCCCGCCCGCGCCGCCCAACGCCGUCCUCGAGGCCGGGCUCGCCAGGGCGCUCGUCGACUACCGCGAGUGGGCCGGUCGCCUCGGCGUGGUGGACGCCAACGACAGCAACCGCCGCGCGAUCCUCCUCAACGACGCCGGCGCGCGCUUCGUGGAGGCCACGGCCGACGUGUCCCUCGACAGCGUCAUGCCGCUCAAGCCCACGCCCGAGGUGCUGUGCCUGCAUCCGAGCGCCGACGACGGGCCCGAGGAGCUCAUGCUCAUCCAGGUCACGCGCUUCCCCUGCGGCUCCCUCGUCGUGGGGUUCACCACGCAGCACAUCGUGGCCGACGGCCGCGCCACGGGGAACUUCUUCGUCGCGUGGAGCCAGGCCACCCGCGGCGCCGCCAUCGACCCUAUCCCCGUGCACGACCGCGCGUCAUUCUUCCAGCCCCGCGACAAGCCGCUCGUCGAGUACGAGCACCGCGGCGUCGAGUUCAAGCCCUACGACCAGGAGGCUCACGGCGCAUGUGAAGCUGUCCACCAUGCCCUUGCCGGCGACGACGACGAAGACGAGGUGGUGGUAAAAAAGAUACACUUCAGCCGGGAGUUCAUCUCCAAGCUCAAGGCGCAGGCGUCGGCGGGUGCGCACCGCCCGUACAGCACGCUGCAGUGCGUGGUGGCGCACCUGUGGCGGACCAUGACGAUGGCGCGCGGGCUCGACGGCGGGGAGUCCACCAGCGUCGCCAUCGCCGUGGACGGGCGUGCGCGGAUGAGCCCUGGGGUGCCGGACGGCUACACCGGCAACGUCGUGCUCUGGGCGCGGCCAACCGCCACGGCGGGGGACCUGGUGACCAGGCCGGUCAAGCACGCAGUGGAGCUCAUCAACCGGGAGGUGGCCCGGAUCAACGACGGGUACUUCAAGUCCUUCAUCGACUUCGCCAGCUCCGGCGCCGUGGAGAAGGAGCGGCUGGUGGCGACGGCCGACGCGGCGGAGAUGGUGCUCAGCCCCAACAUCGAGGUCGACAGCUGGCUGCGGAUCCCGUUCUACGACAUGGACUUCGGCGGCGGACGGCCGUUCUUCUUCAUGCCCAGCUACCUGCCGGUGGAGGGCCUGCUCAUCCUGCUGCCGUCCUUCUUGGGCGACGGGAGCGUGGACGCCUACGUGCCGCUCUUCAGCCGUGACAUGGACACCUUCAAGAACUGCUGCUACACCCUCGACGUCUAGCUCUGCUUCUCUCGCACCUACUUGCCAUGCCGGAUUCGAUCACGUUUAGCUAGCUAGCUGCAUGCUUCUUUGAUUUAAUUACUAUUAUU
Messenger RNA from Lolium rigidum, 1442 nucleotides. Its product is annotated as agmatine coumaroyltransferase-1-like. Lineage: Eukaryota; Viridiplantae; Streptophyta; Magnoliopsida; Poales; Poaceae. Gene Ontology annotation, molecular function: acyltransferase activity, transferring groups other than amino-acyl groups. The coding region runs from base 1 to 1353 and encodes 450 amino acids. The record is from RefSeq and is a predicted model, not a curated record. The transcript has a single exon.